Molecule: messenger RNA, 1331 nt
Organism: Theobroma cacao (cacao)
Lineage: Eukaryota; Viridiplantae; Streptophyta; Magnoliopsida; Malvales; Malvaceae
Product: basic helix-loop-helix (bHLH) DNA-binding superfamily protein
Biological process (GO): regulation of DNA-templated transcription
Cellular component (GO): nucleus
Molecular function (GO): protein dimerization activity; DNA-binding transcription factor activity; sequence-specific DNA binding
Source: RefSeq, a predicted model, not a curated record
CACCCGUUCGGUUUGUUCUCCUUCUCAAAAACAUUUUCAACUCUCGUUUGGGUCUUUCUCACUCGGUCCCUCUGAUUCCCAAAUCGGUCCCUAUAAAUUCUCUCUUGCCCAGCUGGAGUGAGAAAGAAUCCUUGCUUCCUUUCCUUUCAACGAGUUUAGUCUUCUCUCUGUCCCCUGUCUCUCUCUCUUAAUUUUCCUCAACAAAAUCAACAUAUGCUUGCCAUGGAGAAUAUUGAGAAUAUCGGUGAUGAGUACAAAAAUUAUUGGGAAACCAAAUAUUUCCUGGAAAACGAAGAAUAUAGCUGGGCAAUUGAUGAGUUCUCCGGAUACUACGAUUCGAGUUCUCCUGAUGGGGCAGCCUCGUCUGCAGCCUCUAAGAACAUCGUUUCCGAGAGAAACAGGAGGAAGAAGCUUAACGAACGGCUCUUUUCACUCAGAGCAGUUGUCCCAAAUAUCAGCAAGAUGGACAAGGCUUCCAUAAUCAAGGAUGCCAUCGACUACAUACAGGAAUUACAUGAGCAGGAGAGUAGAAUCCAGGCUGAGAUACUGGAACUGGAGUCAGGAAAACUGAAGAAAAAUCCGGGGUACGAGUUUGACCAAGAGCUGCCGGUGUUGCUGAGAUCCAAGAAGACCAAACUGGAAAACAUUUUUGAUUCCGGGGGAUCAAGAACUUCCCCUAUUGAAGUUCUUGAACUCAAAGUGACGCACAUGGGAGAGAAGACAGUGGUGGUGAGCAUAACAUGUAGCAAACGGACAGACACGAUGGUAAAACUGUGUGAGGUUUUUGAGUCUUUGAAGCUCAAAAUCAUCACAGCGAAUAUCACUGCUGUCUCGGGGAGGCUGUUGAAAACCGUGUUCAUUGAGGCUGAUGAAAAGGAGAAAGACGAGCUAAAGGCACAGAUUGAAACAGCCAUUGCAGCUCUUAACGAUCCGCAAAGUCCAAUGAGCAUGUAAUGAACCCACAUCCAAGUCUAAGAUCGUCCUGUCUUCAUUCAUGGAUAGUAUUUCCAUUGCACCAUGGCCUUUGCUACUUUCCUAUCUUCCUUUUCCCGCAUCGGAGUCUUUAGCUUUUGGUUUCUUUGGGAAAUCGUCACGGUUGAAAUGUAAGUUUAGUCCAUGGCCUUGUAAAAUAACUGUCUGCUUCAAAGUUUCUGUGUUUAAGAAUUCAGCAGAAUAAUAAUAGCUUUCGCUUUUCUUAACAAAAAAUAAAGAAAAUAAAAAUAGAGGUAUCCGUUAAUAGAGGCGUUUCUUGUAACAUCUUGUGUCGAGUCCGUUUCACUACAUCUGUAGCAGCUGUCUUAUCAAAGUCCACUUUAUCAUUUUCUUUUUCA